CAGCAGGUGAAAUGGGGUUAGUACAAGCCUUUCGCCAAGAAGUAGACGUGUCCCACGUUUAACUCACGUCAACACACAUAGAAAUCGAUGGAGGUGGACACCGGCAGCAACAUGGAAGAAAAACCGGACGCGGGGAUCUCUCUGGACCCUGUCAUCGAGUCCUUGCGCCAUCAAUUGGAAAACCAGGAGCCGCUUUUUCUAAUCGGGGUUCUCGUCGCUUUGGCCGUCGUUAUCAUCACUUGUGUUUUCCUCAAAUACUUUCUGACCAGUAAAACUGUCCGGAGUGCGGUGCUGCUCGUCGGGCUGUGCGACGCUGGCAAGACGCUUCUCUUUAGCCGACUUCUGUCUGGGAAAUUUAAACGGACUCAGACCUCCAUUACAGACAGUAGUGGUCCCUAUAAAGCCAAAAACGACAAAAACACGACCUGGACUCUAAUUGACCUGCCAGGUCAUGACAGUCUGCGCCCUCAAUAUUUGGAGAAGUUCAAGUCAGCAGCUAGAGCCAUCGUGUUUGUAGUGGAUAGCGCCAUCUUCCAGAAGGAAGUGAGAGAUGUUGCAGAGUUCCUAUACGUGCUGCUGACUGAUGCGGUGCUCUGCAGGAAUGCCCCCACGCUUCUGGUGGCGUGCAACAAACAAGACAUCACCAUGGCAAAAUCAGCCAAACUGAUUCAACAGCAACUGGAAAAAGAACUGAACACACUGCGCGUUACUCGCUCAGCGGCACUCAGCUCUCAGGACGGCUCGGCAGGUGGAAGCGUCUACCUGGGAAAGAAAGGCAAAGACUUCGACUUCAGCCAGCUGCCCAUGAAAGUGGAAUUCCUCGAAUGCAGUGCCCACGGGGUCAAAGGAGAAGAAGCUGAUGCUGACAUCCAGAGCUUGGAGAACAGCCUAGCUAAACUUUAAAAAAUAAAUAAAACUCACCGGCAACCACCACCCACAUGAAAGCCAACAGUCUCAAAACACUUGAAAGGAAGACUUGAUACAUUCAGCGGAAUCAAUCAAGACUGUGAAAGUCCAAUUAGUGGACUGCGUGCUUUGCAGUGCUAAUUUAAUAGUGAAUGUCAACUUUCCAUCAUGCGCAUUGGAACAUUUUUUGGAAAUGCAUACAAAUUGUGGACAGCUUUAAAAAAUGUUUUAAAAAAAAUACUGUACUGAAUGGGAAGCUUUGUGCCUUUUUAUUCUGAUAAGUUACAUGUUUUGCUUUGUGUGGAAUUGUAGUGAAUACAUUUUAGCGCUCCAGACUGCGGCCGAAUCGUAACAUUUUGUACCUAAAAUUUGACAUAAUGUAAUCACAUUUUUCAUCUACUAGUGCGCAUUUAUACCCCGUUAUUAAUACCAACAAUGUACGAAAAGUGAAACCAAGUGGAAGUUUGCAUCGACUUCACAAGUCAAUUUACAUCGUGGUGUUCUACUUGUUCCUUCAAAUUCAGGGCUGGACCACAACACUCCGAUUAGAGAGUCUGGAGCACUAGAUUUGGAACAACAGGUCAUAAUUUAUUACUGUAAAAACAAUUUUCCUUAUUCAAAAUGCAAUAAAAACCACACUGAAUCCAAGUUUGUGUUUCACUUGGAGCCAAAACAAUGGUUGUAUGAAUCACAUUUUUUUUUUUUUUUUUUGCCUAAUGUCUGCCAUCGCAGCCCCUGUUCAU
Corythoichthys intestinalis (scribbled pipefish) is the source of this 1649-nucleotide messenger RNA. It is a transcript of the gene srprb, whose product is annotated as SRP receptor subunit beta. The transcript is spliced from 7 exons. Gene Ontology annotation, cellular component: cytoplasm; Golgi apparatus. Gene Ontology annotation, biological process: intracellular protein transport; vesicle-mediated transport. Gene Ontology annotation, molecular function: GTP binding. NCBI's taxonomy places the organism in Eukaryota, Metazoa, Chordata, Actinopteri, Syngnathiformes, Syngnathidae. The record is from RefSeq and is a predicted model, not a curated record. The coding region runs from base 88 to 903 and encodes 271 amino acids.